This is a messenger RNA of Xenopus laevis (African clawed frog), 7226 nucleotides long. RefSeq names its product mediator of RNA polymerase II transcription subunit 1 (gene med1.L). The record is from RefSeq and is a predicted model, not a curated record. The transcript is spliced from 17 exons. The coding region runs from base 629 to 5338 and encodes 1569 amino acids. Lineage: Eukaryota; Metazoa; Chordata; Amphibia; Anura; Pipidae.
CCAGAAGUUGGACAUGCGGAGUUCUCGCGAGAGUUCUCUCUUCACAUUCCAUUGGACGGGCGUGUUAGCGAGGCCGGAAGUCGGACAAUACGGAGUUCUCGCGAGAGUUCUCUCUUCACAUUUCAUUGGACAGACGAGGCCGGAAGAUAAAAAAAAGGAGAUAUCGCGAUAUUUACUAGGGAGGCUACUCGCGAGACUUGACGGAAGGAAUUGGAAUCAAUCUUCCCCCUGUGUCAGAAUCAUUGUGUUGCAGCUCUACUCCCCCCAGUCACAGCUCAAGCUCUUCUACACGGGCUACUGGGCCUUGAACUUUUCCUUUAAUCCCUCAGGAGAGGAAGGGACUGUGGACUUGGGACAAGUAUCUGUGGCCAAUCACCAAGGGCCUGUAUCCUGAGGAGACAUUUGCAAGAAGAAAGUGAAGGGGUGGAUUAAACCGUAGUCCUAAGCAGUUGUGCAACAACAAGACUUGGGUUUGGGAAGUGUUAAACACUGGCAAGAGAUUGGUUUAUAGAGGUGGAACUAUAACCCUCAGCAGUCUACUCACUUAUAUGUGCCUCUGGUGCAGACAAUGAUCUUUCAAGCAGGUUGUUAAGAAAAGCUGUACAGUGGAUCCCUCAUUGCAGACAAAAUGAGUUCUCUGUUGGAGCGACUGCAUUCUAAAUACAGUCAGAAUCGACCAUGGCCCGAAACCAUCAAACUAGUGCGGCAAAUAAUGGAAAAACGGACAGGAAUGAUGUCUGGCAGCCACCAGCACCUUGUCACUUGUUUAGAGACCUUGCAGAAAGCUUUGAAAGUGUCAUCUUUAUCUGCCAUGACCGAUCGUCUGGAGUCAAUAGCAAGACAGAAUGGCCUAACAUCCCACCUGAGUCCAAACGGCACGGAGUGUUAUAUUACUACGGAUAUGUUCUACCUUGAAGUACUUUUGGAUACAGAAGGGCAACUGUGUGAUGUAAAGGUGGCCCACCACAGAGAGAACCCAGUGAGUUGUCCAGAGCUGGUUGAGCAACUAAGGGAGAAGAACUUUGAGGAUUUCUCACAGCAUCUGAAAGGCCUGGUGAACCUGUACAAGGUGCCGGGGGAUAACAAAUUGGAGACAAAAAUGUAUCUUGCUCUUCAGUCUUUAGAGCUUGACCUCACAAAGAUGGCUGCCAUUUACUGGCAGGCUACCAAUGCCACUGUGCUGGAAAAAAUACUGCAUGGUACAGUUGGGUACCUGACCCCAAGGAGUGGAGGCCAGGUCAUGAGUCUGAAGUAUUACGUCUCUCCAUAUGAUUUGUUUGAUGACGGCACAGGAGCAAGCAUAUCUCUCAGCGAAGGACACGUUCCUCGGUCACUUGGAAUGAAUGUGUCUGUAACCAUAGAAGCGACCACCUCCAUGUACAAGCUGCCUAUCGCCCCGCUCAUUGUGGGCUCCCAUGCUAUGGAUAACAAAGGGACUCCAUCCUUCACUUCCAUAACAAAUGCCAACAGUGUGGACCUCCCUGCUUGCUUCUUUCUAAAGUUCCCGCAACCCAUUCCAGUUUCCAGAGCAUUCAUCCAAAAAAUCGAACAUUGCACUGGUAUCCCACUGAUUGAUGGUUCCCAUACUUUCCUGCCUCAUUAUGAGUUGGUCACCCAGUUUGAGUUGGCCAAAGAAAAGGACCCUGGACCAUUAAACCACAACAUGCGGUUUUAUGCGUCUCUGCCUGGGCAGCAGCAUUGCUAUUUUCUCAAUAAAGAUGCCCCUCUCCCUGAUGGAAGAUCUCUGCAAGGAACGUUGCUGAGUAAGAUUCCGUUCCAGCACCCUAGUCGUGUGCCCGUCAUCCUUAGCCUGAUCCGGCACCAGGUAGCUUACAACACAUUGAUUGGGAGCUGCGUUAAGCGCACCAUGCUGAAGGAAGACUGCCCUGGCCUUUUGCAGUUUGAAGUGGCUCCUCUCUCCGACUCCUGCUUCAGCAUCUCCUUCCAGCAUCCAGUCAAUGAUUCUCUAGUAUGUGUUGUGAUGGAUGUGCAGGAUUCCACUCAUGUGUCUUGCAAACUUUACAAGGGUCUCUCUGAUGCUCUCAUCUGUACAGACGACUUUAUUACCAAAGUGGUCCAGAGGUGCAUGUCAAUACCUGUAACAAUGAGAGCCAUUCGUAGGAAAGCAGAGACUAUACAGGCUGACACACCAGCCCUUUCUCUCAUUGCUGAGACCGUGGAGGACAUGGUAAAGAAGAACCUUCCACCAGCCAGUAGUCCUGGUUAUGGGAUGACUUCUGCACUUAGUGGCCUAACUACCCCAACCAGCUCGUAUACCUCGGGGCAAAAUUCUUCCCUAUUCAACAUGGGGAUGAAGGAGCGACAUGACUCAACAGGCCACGGAGAUGACUUCAACAAAGUUACUCAAAAUCCCAUACUCACCAGUCUUUUGCAAAUCACAAACAACACCGGUGGCACACUGGGCUCAAGUCCAACACAACCCCAGCACACUCCACCUCCUGUCUCUUCCCCAGCAAGUAAUACCAAGAACCAUCCUAUGUUGAUGAAUUUGCUGAAAGACAACCCAGCACAAGACUUUUCCAACUUGUAUGGUGGUAGUCCAAUGGAGAGGCAGAAUUCCUCAGGAUCGCCUCGUACAGAGCUCGGUGCUUCGGCAACUGGAAAGCCCAAGAAAAAAAGGCCCAGGACAGGGGCAGAAAAGAUGAAGAACCAGACAGAGGAUGACUUUCAGAGGGAGCUCUUCUCCAUGGACGUGGACUCUCAGAACACCAUAUUUGAUGUGGGCAUGGCAGGUGAUGCUCUGGACACCCCUCACAUCACACCAGCACCAAGCCAGUGUGGCACACCACCAACUGUGUAUCAACAGUCUAUACCCCACGCUCAGUCUAACAUGCAGAGAAUGGUGAGGAUCCCUAGCACAGAUGCCAUUAUCCCUGAUGUCACAGACAUUCUCUCAGACAUUGCAGAGGAGGCCUCCAAGCUGUCUGGACCUGGGGAAGAUUGUCCAAACCUUGGAACUCCUGUGAGGGAUUCCUCCAGCUCUGGACAUUCUCAGAGCACCCUUUUUGAUACUGAUGUGUUCCAGGUGGAUGGAGGUGGUGGCAGCGGUGGAGAAAACCCAUACCCAGAUCCAGUUGAUCUUAUUGUAGACUCACACGGGAGUCCAAACAGUGAUUCCCCUAACACCUUCUUCAACAGUGUAGACUUUAACCCAGACUUGCUAAAUAGCCAAAGCCAGAGCGGUUUUACAGAUGAUUUAAAUGAUGACAGCAGCCAGAGUGGGGAUAAUGAUUUUAAAGACUUUGCUGGGCCGGGCCUGGCCUCUUUGAAUAUUGUCUCGGGGCUUCCAGUUGAUGGGGGUGAUGGUAAAUAUAAGAUGGGUUUAGGAGCAGAUACCUUGGACUUCAGCAUUAUUUCCACUGGAGGUAGUAAAACUCUUGGUGGUCCAGAUAUUCAGGAAACACAGAGCAGGAGCCAGAGCCCACUGCUUAGUAAUGAUUUGGGAAAAGAUAGGCCACAAAAGCAAAAGGUAAAGGAAAGCAGCAACGGUGGAGGAGCAGGGGGAGGCCUAAGUGGGAUGCAAAGUGCUGGAAUGGAAGGAAAGUCUAUGAAACGUAGUCGCACCCCUUCCAGUGAUGGGAAGAGCAAGGAUAAGCCACCCAAGCGCAAGAAGACAGAAUCAGAUGGUAAGUCACCAUCACAUAUAACCAACCGUCCUUUCACCCCACCUACGAGUACGGGAGGCUCAAAGUCUCCAGGAACCUCUGGAAGAUCACAGACCCCUCCUGGUAUGGCCACCCCUCCUAUACCCAAAAUAACCAUCCAGAUUCCUAAGGGUACAGUGAGUGUUGGGAAACCAUCAUCCCACGGUCAGUAUAGCAGCAGUGGGUCAAGUAGUUCAUCAAGUAGCAAAAGCCACCAUGGGCAUUCCUCAUUGUCAUCCUCAGCCUCUGGGAAGAUCAAAAGCAACAAGUCAGACGGGUCUUCUGGAAUGAAAAUCGGGAGCAGUGGAGGCGGAAUGUACUCUGGCCAAAGCGGGCAAUCAAGCAGCCAAUCCAAAAAUAGUUCUCAGUCGAUGGGAAAGGCAGGUUCUUCGCCCAUCACUAAGCAUGGCCUUAGUAGCAACGUCAGUAACUCUAGUGGAAGUAAAACUAAGCCACAAGGGAAGCCUUCAGUGUUAAUGAACCCUUCCUUGAGUAAGCCAAACAUAUCCCCUUCACAUUCCAGGCCAUCGGGUGGCUCUGAUAAGAUGUCAUCUCCUAUGAAACCCAUGCCAGGGACUCCUCCAUCUUCUAAAGCCAAGUCCCCCAUUGGUUCUGGAGGUCAGCACUUGUCUGGAGGUGGUUCAAACUCCACAACAAAGUCCUCCUCUGGGCUUGUGUCCUCAGGAUCUUUAUCCCAAAAGCCAAAUUCUUCUUCCUCCUCCUCCUCGUCCUCAUCGUCCUCUUCAUCGUCCUCAUCAUCAUCCUCCUCUUCCUUUUGUGGUGGCGUUUCCCAAAACCUUCACGGCAAUUCAAAGGGAAAGUCCCCUAGCAGGAACAAAAAGCCUUCUUUGACAGCAGUCAUAGACAAGCUGAAACAUGGUGUAGGCACAGGAGGGCCUGGUUCAGAAGACCCUAUGGAUGGUGGUGGAGGUGGUGGUAGCACUGGGGCCCCUAGCCAUGGCAUGUCUUCUAAACAUGGAAUGGUUGUAGGGGAGUUUCCAACAAAACGAGAAAAGAGCGAGAAGGACAAGUCCAAAGGGUCAGGUUCUGGGGGUUCAUCUGACCCUUCCAAAAAAGGAGGAGGGGAUUCUAAGGGCUCUGUGGGCACAGGCGUAGCUAAAAUUAUUAUCAGCAAACAUGAUGGGGGCUCUCCCAGUAUAAAGGCAAAAGUGACAUUACAGAAACCAGAAGGCGGUGGGGAUGGCCUUCGAUCACAGAUGCAAAAAAACUACGGGUCGCCCUUGAUUAGCGGUUCCACACCAAAACACGAGAGAUGUUCCCCAAGUCAUAACAAGUCUCCAGCGUACACCCCUCAGGCGCUGGACAGCGAGAGUGAAUCCGGCUCCUCGUCCAUCGCAGAGAAGUCUUACCAAAACAGCCCGAGCUCAGACGACGGAGGGGGCAGCGGAAGCAGGGCUCAGACCGAGUAUAGUGCCGAGAAACACAAAAAGCACAAAAAGGAGAAGAAGAGGCUCAAAGACAAGGACAGGGACAGAGAGAAAAAGAAGUCCUACGGCAUGAAGCCAGAAAGUUGGUCCAAGUCUCCGAUUUCUGCCGACCCCACAAUGGCCAUGUCUGGAGGUUCCAUGAUGAGCUCCGACCGAGGUGUCAGGCCAACUCCAAGUUUCCUCAUGGACGACGAUGACUUAAUGGAUGUGCCUCUCACUUUAUAGGAGCCUGAAACCUCAUCCGCAGUGGACUCUCUCUUUUUAUUGCAUGCGAGUUUAGCAGCACGAAGGGAUCCAUAAAAACGCAAAGCUUCGUCAGUAUCUCCACUAUAUUUUUAUUAUGCUGCUCCUAUUUUACAUUUAUUUAAGGUUUUAUUUAAACGUAACCGUCCCAAGGCCUAAGCCAUUGUAUGGAGACACGGCCAUUUUAUAGGUUUAUACGUUACAUUUUGGUGCCCGGCUUUUCUUUUUAAGUGCUCAGAUUUUCAGUUGAAAUGGUCUUUUUUUUUAUCUUUAAUACCGAGACUUACAUUCUCCUUGAUUUUUCCAACAUGGUAUUAUAACGGCUGCGAACCAUGCAGAGUAUAAAUACAAUAAUGUACCCCGUGUCAGGCUGAAGGUGCCACAUUGGCUGUGAACAAUUCGGGUGCAAUAUUGUACCUCGAUUUUAGGCUGCAGGUGCCAUAUUGGCUGUGAACCAUUGGGGAGGCAAUAUUUCACCUUGAUUUUAGGCUGCAGGUGCCAUAUUGGCUGUAAACCAUUCGGGGGGGGGGCAAUAUUGUCCCUCGAUUGUAGGUUGCAGGUGCCAUAUUGGCUGUGGAUCAUACAGGGGACAAUAUUGUACCUCGAUAUUAGGCUGCAGGUGCCAUAUUGGCUGUGAACCAUUCGGGGGGCAAUAUUGCACCUUGAUUUUAGGCUGCAGGUGCCAUAUUGGCUGGAACCAUUCGGGGGGGCAAUAUUGUACCUCGAUUUUAGGCUGCAGGUGCCAUAUUGACUGUGAACCAUACGGGGGGGCAAUAUUGCACCUUGAUUUUAGGCUGCAGGUGCCAUAUUGGCUGUGAACCAUACGGGGGGCAAUAUUGCACCUUGAUUUAAGGUUGCAGGUGCCAUAUUGGCUGUGAACUAUUCGUGGGCAAUAUUGUACCUCGAUUUUAGGCUGCAGGUGCCAUAUUGGCUGUGGAACACAGCCAGUAUUACACCCCCAUGUUACAUGGCGAUAUUACACCCCCAUGCCAUGCUGCUGAUGUCAUUUUGUUAGUGGAACAUGCAAAGUAGGGAUGCACCAAAUCCAGGAUUCGUUUUGGGAUUCUGCCUUUUUCAGCAGGAUUCAGCCGAAUCCUUCUGCCCGGCCGAAUUGAAUCCGAAUCCUAAUUUACAUAUGCAAAUUAGGGGCGGGGAGGGGAAUCACAUCACUUUUUGUCACAAAACAAUGGAUUAAAACAUGUUUCCCUCUUCCCACCCCUAAUUUGCAUAUGCAAAUUAGGAUUCGGUUCGCCCGAAUGCUGCUGGAAAUGCCCAAAUUAGGGUUCAGUAUUUGGCUGAAUCUUUCCCAAAGAAUUCGGGAGUUCGGCCGAAUCCAAAAUCGUGGAUUCAGUGCAUCCCUAAUGCAAAGGCAAUGUUACACUUGUAGCCUGACAUGGGGGUUGGAAUUUGAAGAGACUGGAGCAAGGAUACAUAAAACCCAUUUUAAAUAUAAAUAAUCGCACAUUAACUUAAAAUGUGUAUUUUGUCCCCAGAGUUAAAGUCCAGUUGGAUAAAUAAUGAAUGAGAUGGGACAUAAAAGACAGUGUUGUUUCUCUCUGCACUCAUGAAUUCUAUAAAUAUAUAAGUAUUACAUGGUUUUUGCCCCAAAACAACGGGGAUUCAAAGUAAAAAAAAAACUUUGUUAAAGGGCAGUUUUUAUUCUGACUUUUAUCGAGACUCUUUUACAAUUUUACUUGUUUCCCUCCUCCUGUAAAUACGCCUGUCCUGUUUACUUUUUGUACAUAAGCUUGUUCUGUUUUUUUUUUUUUUGUUUUUUUCCUUUUCGUUACAUCUCAUUUGUCCUGCCAGUUUUAAAGCUUUUUAAAUUGCCUUCUGACGUUUGGUACAAAAAUAAAUAAAUAACAAUAAA